CCCAGCUUCGCCGCCUCCAAGUCAAUUUCAAUCCUUGUUGGACCUGACCGCUCUCGAUAUACUGCCCAUAAGGAAUUACUCGUCCGAAAAUGCCCAUGUUUUGCCAAUUGCUUGGUGUCUGGAAUGAAGGAAGAGCUCGACGACGAAAUUGCUUUCCCUGAUGAUACGUGUAUAGCUUUCGACCUCUUCUUCCUUUGGAUCUACUCCGGCGAAGUUCCGCAAGUAGACACACACGAACAAGUCCCUCCUGCGAUGGAAGCCUGGAUGCUUGCAGACAAAUUCCGUAUG
Messenger RNA from Exophiala aquamarina CBS 119918, 288 nucleotides. RefSeq lists its product as uncharacterized. Lineage: Eukaryota; Fungi; Ascomycota; Eurotiomycetes; Chaetothyriales; Herpotrichiellaceae. Gene Ontology annotation, molecular function: protein binding. The annotation marks the transcript as partial. The transcript has a single exon. The record is from RefSeq and is a predicted model, not a curated record.